AUGGCGCUGCGACUUCGAGACGAACCUGCAUGGAAGACUUUUCUCAUGGCAGCUAGUAUUCCGGAUGAAAUCGCGGCUAAAUACGCUACAAUACUAGUCGAAAAUCAAUUAACCGAAGCAACAAUAUCUCAGCUAACUGUAGAACACUUAACGGCAAUAAACAUUACCGUUCUUGGCGACGUUUUAGCAAUUCUUGGUCAUAUCCAGACUGCCUCUCCUCUCCAGCUCUGCAAGCACCGCACGUCGAAAGUACUACGUCUGCAGCCGCACAGUUCAAGCCUCCACCUGCCGCCAUCAAGCUUCCUUCAGUGAGUUCUAACAUGACACAUCCUCAGUUUCGAAAGUUCCUCAUUGAUUGGACCGUAUACAAGAAAAUCACUCGCCUACCUACCUCAGAGUUUGCCUCGCAUUUAUACAGCACUUGUGAUGAAUCCGUUCAGAAUACACUCAUUAACUCCUUCCCAGAGUUUUUACAGUUGCCUGAGGACCAAAUGCUUAAGACCAUCGAAAGUGUUGUGACGAAACGUGCUAACCCCGUCGUGCAUCGAAUGAACUUUGGUAAUUUAACACAGCAUGAGUCUGAGUCAAUCCAAGAUUUCUUAGUUCGCAUACGAACUCUCGCUAUUGACU
This is a messenger RNA of Paramuricea clavata, 630 nucleotides long. NCBI's taxonomy places the organism in Eukaryota, Metazoa, Cnidaria, Anthozoa, Malacalcyonacea, Plexauridae. The record is from the annotation of a GenBank genome assembly.